Messenger RNA from Coffea arabica (coffee), 1030 nucleotides. The record is from RefSeq and is a predicted model, not a curated record. NCBI's taxonomy places the organism in Eukaryota, Viridiplantae, Streptophyta, Magnoliopsida, Gentianales, Rubiaceae.
UAUAUCGUGAGCAAUAUACUUGGAUUUCCGGCUGGACUUUGCCCAAUCGUUGGAGUUGGUGGACAUAUAAGUGGUGGUGGCUACGGUUCACUGUUGCAAAGAUAUUGCUUGAUGGUGGAUAAUGUUCUUGAUGCUCAGAUUAUCGAUGUUAACAGCCAGGUUUUGGAUAGAAAAGAAAUGGGAGAAGAUCUGUUUGGGGCUAUUAGAGAUGGUGGUAGUGCUAGUUUUGGUGUUGUUUUUGCAUAUAGAAUCAGGUUAGUCAGAGUGCCUGAAAUUCACACUGUUUUUAAUGUGCAGAAGACUGAGGCAGAGAAUGCAACAGAUGUUCUUUACAAAUGGCAAAAUGUUGCUGACAAAAUUGACAACGAUAUGUUCAUUAGAGUUCUUGUGCAGCCAAAUACUGGAAAAGUAAAGAGUCCAAAAUCAUUAGAUUGACAUUUUUGGGACAUUUUCUUGGAGAUGCAAACAGGUUGAUUUCUGUUAUGAACAUUGGAUUUCCUUAACUGGGAUUGAAGAGAAGUGAUUGUUUGGAAACAAGUUGGAUUGACACGAUGCUCUGGUGGUAUAGCUACAAGAUUGGGACAGCAAAGGAAGUACUAUUAGGAAGGGCUUUUGAUCAAUUGAUCUUCUUGAAGAGAAAAUCAGAUUAUGUACAGAACCCAUUCCUAAAGAUGAUUAGUAUCACUAUUCAAGAAAAUGGUUCAACUUGGAAAAACAAGACUUGUUUUCAAUUCUUAUGGUGGAAGAAUGAGUGAAAUUCCUGAGAAUGAAACACCAUUUCCUCAUAGGGCGGGGAUCAUCUUCAACCUGCCAGAUUGGUGAAAGUGAAGGCUACCGUGGAUCCACAAGAUUUCUUCAGGAAUGAACAGAGCAUCCCCACUUUGAACCUUCAAACCUCUAAAGGGAGGAAGGGACGAAAGUAAAGAGCAACAAAUGAUAAUUGCUCAUAUAGUAACGAUUAUCAAGUAGCAGAGGUGCCUUGUCCUAUUAAUGGCUUUAGCAUAAAAUGUAAUGUUAAUGAAUGGAUAGA